This is a messenger RNA of Trematosphaeria pertusa, 1674 nucleotides long. RefSeq lists its product as uncharacterized. The transcript has a single exon. Lineage: Eukaryota; Fungi; Ascomycota; Dothideomycetes; Pleosporales; Trematosphaeriaceae. The coding region runs from base 1 to 1674 and encodes 557 amino acids. The record is from RefSeq and is a predicted model, not a curated record.
AUGGCGUCCUUCAGUGGCCCUGCGUGUAAGAACCUAAUCGACUUCAUGAAAAACCUGAAGAGCAUGCCAUCAGACAAGAAGUCCGCCUUCGAUGCGAUAUCCAAGGCAAGCAUUGAGGCGAUAUGCGACACUGAUGCGCUACAUGUCUGGGAGACGGAUUCGGAUCUUGAUAAUUUGCUACAGCUCACGCAGGUCAUUGUCAAGCUGCGAAGCACUCCAAGCUCGGCAUCGCAGAACGCGAAGAAAGAGAGGGCUGCGGCUAUGGUCAUCAUCACGGAAGAGAAGGAGGGUAGGGAUAACUACGCAAGAGUCUGCGAGCUAGUUCGAUACUUGGCAGGCAGCGACGGGAGAAAACAUCUCAACGGCAACGUCUGCGCCUUUGACGCCAUCGUCGUCGUCCGCGGCGUGGACAACUCCAACCUAACCAAAGAAACCGACCUGGCCGCAGACAUCAAGCGCAUCAACACCGCCAUCGAGCGCGUCUUCAAAAUCGCCCGCUUCCCCCGCCGGAAACUCGUCUGGCACCACGGCCCUAGCAUCUCCUUCCUCAACUCCUGGAUCAACAGCACCACCUCAGACCUGCGCUCCGCCCUCCGCGGCAUCACCAUAACCGCCGCCCUCGACCUCGCCGACGGCGUCAAGCCCUCCCCACUCGGCCGCCACAACAAACCCGACGACAUCACGCAGCUGCAGACCUACGCCCGCCGGCUCGACAUCCCCGUCGUCUUCCUCGACCCAGCGAGCCAGCUCAUCACCUUCGAGUACCUCGCGACCUACAUGUACUACUGGGCCUUCUACAUCCACACCUUCCUGCCCGCGCGCCUGCGCCGCCCGCACCACCACAAGGCGCUCGACGAGCUCGUCACCUUCUGCUUCCGCGUGCGCGCCGCCGCCCACCGCGUCUACGGCGCCAGCGUCGUCGCCAUGGUGAAAUCGCGCCUCGACGCCGCGGCCGCGAGGCCCUGGGCAAGCGCCUGCAUCGACGCCUCCAGCUUCGACAAGGCGCAGUGCAGAGCCGCCGCAUCCUCAGACGCGCAGAUCCACCACGCGCUGCAGCUCGCCGACGCGCCGUUCGCGCGCUUCGCGCACGUCCCUGGCUACGCGCUGCCGGCAUUUAGCAGGCUGUUCGUCGGCCCGGCGGCGUCGGCUGCCGCUACAUCCAGCUACUACGUCGCUGCGCCUGUAGAACUCAACCCCAAACUCUCGGCUGGCUAUCGCGCCGCCAGCGCCACGCCGUUCCGCAUCUUGCUCCCGCUGCCGGGCCAGGAUGUCGAGAAGGUCACCGCGCGCGUGCAGGGCUUGAUGAUGGGCGUGCUGGAGCGCGUGCGCAUGGAGCGGGGGAUGCCGGGUUUGGGGGAGCGGGAGAGGGGCGUUUGGGUCGGCGUUGUAAGGGCUUGUCGGUGGGCGUUGGAGGGGGUGGAUGGUGUGGGUGCCGAGGGAAAGGGGAAGGGUAGGCUGCCGGAGGGUGUGCCCGAGAAGGUGAGGUUUGUGAGGGAGAAGUUGGAGGGGGGGACGUGGGGGUUUGCGUUGGGGGUUGCGGAGAAGGGGAAUAAGGAGAAGGAGGGGGGGAAGGGAGGGCAGGGACAAGGGCAGGGGCAGGGGAGGUGGAUGUGGCAGGGCCAGGGUGCUGGGCAGGGGAUGGGAGCGGCAGCUGGAGUGCAGAUGUGGGGAUGA